This is a messenger RNA of Vombatus ursinus (common wombat), 942 nucleotides long. It is a transcript of the gene TMCO5A, whose product is annotated as transmembrane and coiled-coil domains 5A. Bases 1 to 942 code for a protein of 313 amino acids. NCBI's taxonomy places the organism in Eukaryota, Metazoa, Chordata, Mammalia, Diprotodontia, Vombatidae. The record is from RefSeq and is a predicted model, not a curated record. The transcript has 11 exons.
AUGGAAGAAGAAGGGCUGGCCCUGUUGGAAAAUGAGUCCUCCCAAAAGAUGGAAAUCCUACGUUUGGAACAAUCUAAGAAGAUCCUUCUGAGUUUGAACAUGGACCUUGAAAAGGAUCUGCAGAGAAUAGAUGAGGCAAACCAGUCUCUUCUAUUAAAAAUUCAGAAGGAAGAAGACAAGAACAACAGGUUGGAAAGUGAGCUUGCUCGCUUAGCACACUUAGCAGAAGAACAGGAGAGGAAAGAGUUAGAAUGUACCUUAUCUCAAAAGGAGCAGGAUUUGAAAGAAAUGGAACAGGAGACUUCAAAACUAGAAAAGAUCAACGAGGCUUUGACCCAGAGUAUAGCAGCGCUUCAGAAUCAGCUUUCAGAGAAAACGCGUGCACCCAAAGCAUUUGUGCCUGAGGAAGAAAACUUAUUGGGAUCUCCAGAAGUGGCAAAGAUGAAAAUACAACAGGCUGAAGUCUCUUUGGCAGAGCAAGAAAAGGAACUGGCCAAGGUACUGGAUGAAUACGAAUCUGUGCAACAGCUCUGUGAGGCCCAGGCCUUUUGCAUAAAGAAAUACCAAGAAGCCCUGAGGAAGAUGGAAGAAGAAGUAGAGAAUAGGUUCCUUGAAAGAGAAAUAUCAAAAGUCCUAAGUAUAUCCUCUCAAACAGCAAGUCGAGGGUUAAUGCUGGUGGAUGACAUCCAAAAUGAUGCGGAGAAAAUCAUUGUUGGAAGAAAGAGGAGCCUCUUCUGGUACAAGACUCUUGGAUAUCUCUUCUUUACAAUGCUAUUGCUCACCAGGCUACAAGGCUACCUGCUUUUCCAUAUUAAUCAUGUAAAUCCAGAUCUCAUAUUGGACACCCUGCCUAAGAUGCUGAGCCGGGGUACCUUGUAUAGGCUGAGGUGCUUCCUACUGCCAUUUUUUACACUGGAGGUAGAAGACGUCUUGCCUCACUAA